Molecule: messenger RNA, 4099 nt
Organism: Elgaria multicarinata webbii
Lineage: Eukaryota; Metazoa; Chordata; Lepidosauria; Squamata; Anguidae
Product: transducin-like enhancer protein 1
Exons: 20
Coding region: 1255-3597 (780 amino acids)
Biological process (GO): regulation of DNA-templated transcription; negative regulation of canonical Wnt signaling pathway
Cellular component (GO): transcription regulator complex; nucleus
Molecular function (GO): transcription corepressor activity; protein binding
Source: RefSeq, a predicted model, not a curated record
UGUAACCAGCGCGGGCGGAUACAUUGUGUCCCGUUUAUUGAGAUCCCGCCGCCGCCAGUGUGUGCGUGUGUGUCCGUGUCCCGUGGAGUUUCCUUAUUACGCGCUGAGCUGGUCUCCAUGGAAGGAAGACCCUGGUGAUUAUUUGGGGGAGGAGAGGAGAUCGCCUUCUCCCCAACGCCCGCCUGGAUGUUUCCUCGAGGAAGCUUGGAAAGAACUUUGGCCCGGGAUUGAGCAAGACAGACAGACAGACGGUGGAGGGGGGGAGAGAAGAGGCCGCGAGCAGACGGCCUGGGAUGCUGCCGGGGCGCGCUUUCCGAUCGGGGCUCUGAGGGUAGCGAUCAAGUCGUCCUGUCCGAUGAGCUGCGGGCCUGCGGAGGCGACCCAGGGGUUACUGCAAGGGGGAGCCGUGUUUUGAUUUUUGCCCCGUCUGCGGUGCUGGGUGGGUCUGGGGAGGGAAGUGCUGGUGGGGGGCGGCGGCGGCGGCAGCUUUUCCUUUGCAACUCUCCGAACGAGGAAGGGGUGGUGGAGGAUUUCCCUCUUUCCCAAGUCGGGCCGCUUUGCGCCCACGAUCCAACUCCCCACUCGGCCCUGUUCCCCCGAUUUCCUUCUCCGUGUCCCGUGAGUGACCUGGCCUUGUAUCUUUCUCCCGGCGCCGGGAACAGCGCGGCCUUUUGUACUGGGACUCCUUCGCGGUGGCAGUCGAGUCCCUCCGUUGGACCGGGCACUUGAUUGAGUUGGAUUUCCCCCUCGGAUCGAGUUUUUUCAAAAGAGCCUUUGGUUCUGCUCGGGCUUUCUGGUCUUACAAGUGCAUCUUGCAAGUUCAAAACCGGCCAAGGAAGGGGAGGUUUUUUUAAUUAUUAUUUUUGUACUGCCCCCUCCCCCAAAUAAAAAGGCGAAAGAAAGAAAAAAACAGCCAAAGGAGCAGCAACGGGGGCAUCGACAAGGAAGAUCCAUCCCAACCCGGACGUCUUUCGCGGCCUUCUUGCCUGGCCAGAUCGCCCGGUGACUGACUUUCCUCCCCCUAUAAAAGCUAACAACAAAGGAAGCGGCUGGGCUCGGGCUGGAGGAAGGCGGCGCGCGGGCAGGAGGAUGAUCCUGCAGCUGAGCCGCGAGGCUGAGUAGCGUGCUCCCCGCGCCUCUCCCGCCGGCUGCCUGCCUGCCUGCCUGCCUUGUGUUUUGUUUUCUCGGGUUCCGUCAAAUUCAGGGAUUGGGUCGAGCGUUGAGCUGCGAAGGAGCAAAACAGAAGCCAGAGCCAUGUUCCCUCAGAGUCGGCAUCCCACGCCACACCAGGCUGCAGGACAGCCCUUUAAGUUCACCAUCCCAGAGUCUCUAGAUCGAAUCAAAGAGGAGUUCCAGUUCCUCCAAGCUCAGUAUCACAGCCUUAAAUUGGAAUGUGAGAAGUUGGCAAGUGAAAAGACAGAAAUGCAAAGGCACUAUGUGAUGUACUAUGAAAUGUCAUAUGGAUUAAAUAUUGAAAUGCACAAACAGACAGAAAUUGCCAAGAGAUUGAAUACAAUCUGUGCACAAGUCAUCCCAUUUUUGUCUCAAGAACAUCAACAGCAAGUGGCUCAAGCGGUAGAACGUGCCAAACAAGUGACCAUGGCUGAGCUGAAUGCCAUCAUCGGGGUACGUGGCCUUCCAGGUCUACCUCCUACACAACAGCAGUUGCAGGCUCAGCACCUCUCGCAUGGCCAUGGACCUCCAGUGCCUCUAACCCCACACCCAUCAGGACUACAGCCUCCCGGAAUUCCUCCGCUUGGGAGCAGUGCGGGCCUUCUUGCUCUCUCAAGUGCUCUGGGUGGGCAGUCUCACUUGGCAAUAAAAGAUGACAAGAAGCACCACGAUCCAGACCACCACAGAGACAGAGAUCCGGGCACAAGUAAUUCACUCUUGGUCCCAGAGAGCCUGCGGAGCGCAGAUAAACGUAGGAAUGGGCCUGACUAUUCCAAUGACAUGAAAAAAAGAAAAGUGGAUGAUAAGGAUUCAAGCCAUUACGACAGUGACGGGGACAAAAGUGAUGACAACCUAGUUGUGGAUGUGUCCAAUGAGGACCCUUCAUCUCCACGAGCAAGUCCUGCUCAUUCCCCACGUGAAAACGGCAUAGACAAAAAUCGCCACUUGAAAAAAGAUGCCUCUAGCAGCCCAGCAUCCACUGCCUCAUCAGGGAGUUCCACUUCCAUGAAAUCCAAAGAAAUAGGUUUGCAUGAAAAAGCUAGCACGCCGGUUCUGAAAUCCAGCACACCAACUCCACGAAGUGAUGUGCCAACUCCAGGAACUAGUGCUACGCCAGGGCUUCGUCCAGGACUUGGCAAACCUCCAACAAUGGACCCUCUGGUCAACCAAGCUGCUGCUGGUUUGAGAACGCCUCUCGCUGUACCUGGGCCAUACCCUGCUCCUUUUGGAAUGGUACCUCAUGCUGGCAUGAAUGGAGAACUGACCAGUCCAGGAGCCGCCUACGCCAGUCUACACAACAUGUCCCCCCAAAUGAGUGCUGCUGCAGCUGCAGCCGCUGUGGUUGCCUAUGGGAGAUCCCCUAUGGUUGGGUUUGAUCCUCCGCCUCAUAUGAGAGUACCUGGCAUCCCUCCAAAUCUGGCUGGAAUCCCUGGAGGAAAACCAGCGUACUCCUUUCACGUCACUGCAGAUGGUCAGAUGCAACCAGUUCCUUUCCCCCCAGAUGCUCUCAUUGGGCCAGGAAUACCUCGGCAUGCUCGCCAGAUCAAUACUUUGAACCAUGGGGAAGUGGUGUGUGCAGUUACCAUCAGCAACCCAACCCGACAUGUAUACACUGGUGGGAAGGGCUGUGUCAAAGUCUGGGAUAUCAGCCAACCUGGCAACAAGAGUCCUGUUUCACAGCUGGACUGCCUGAACAGAGAUAACUACAUUCGAUCUUGUAAAUUGCUCCCCGACGGAUGCACCCUGAUCGUCGGUGGGGAAGCCAGCACGUUAUCCAUUUGGGACCUGGCAGCCCCGACUCCACGUAUCAAAGCGGAGCUGACGUCCUCUGCUCCUGCCUGCUAUGCUCUUGCAAUCAGCCCUGAUUCCAAGGUCUGCUUCUCCUGCUGUAGUGAUGGAAACAUAGCAGUGUGGGAUCUUCAUAAUCAAACGCUGGUCAGGCAAUUCCAGGGCCACACAGAUGGAGCCAGCUGUAUUGACAUUUCUAAUGAUGGUACCAAGCUCUGGACGGGAGGUCUGGAUAACACUGUGCGAUCCUGGGACUUGAGAGAAGGGAGACAGCUACAGCAGCAUGACUUCACAUCCCAGAUAUUUUCCCUUGGCUAUUGUCCCACUGGUGAAUGGCUGGCUGUGGGAAUGGAGAGCAGUAAUGUGGAAGUGCUGCAUGUAAUUAAACCAGACAAAUAUCAGCUUCAUCUGCAUGAGAGCUGUGUGCUGUCACUCAAGUUUGCUUACUGCGGCAAAUGGUUUGUAAGUACUGGAAAAGACAACCUCUUAAAUGCGUGGCGGACCCCAUAUGGUGCCAGUAUAUUCCAGUCCAAAGAGUCGUCUUCUGUGCUUAGCUGUGAUAUCUCCGUUGAUGAUAAAUACAUAGUUACCGGCUCUGGAGACAAGAAAGCUACUGUCUAUGAAGUUAUCUACUGACAAAUUAUGUUGAAAACGUAAAGUGUUGAACUGGGCCAAACUUAAUUUGUAGACUUAGAAAGACUUUUGCCUUUUUUUAAUUAAAAGAAUAAAAAAGGAAGAACUUGGUUUCAACACCUUCAUAUGAUGCUAUUCCACACAUAUUAAAACAGAAGGCAACUUUUUUUUGGCAUCCAGCUACUGGACCAAUGUGAAGCAAGAAGGCAAGAUGGAAUAAUGUAGCAUAGUUUUGAUGGAUUUUAAAAGCAGAGUCUGCUGAAGAUUGUUGCAGCCUUUUGGAUUUCCCCCUUUUUGACCUCAUAAAAAUCAUGCUCAUUGCUUGAAUAUGUUGGAUUAUGUUUGAAUACCUGCAAUUCCACGUGCAUUCUGUCUUGUGUAGAACAGUGGUAUCUUGGAUAAACUUGUUUCCUGUUUUUGCCUCUUGGGAUAUGGGUUUUUGUAUUAUUAUUUUUGAAGAUCAAACAUUUGUACAAAUUGUAAAUAUAUUUGGUUUAUUACAGUA